Molecule: messenger RNA, 948 nt
Organism: Chelonia mydas (Green sea turtle)
Lineage: Eukaryota; Metazoa; Chordata; Testudines; Cheloniidae
Product: olfactory receptor 52R1
Exons: 1
Coding region: 1-948 (315 amino acids)
Biological process (GO): G protein-coupled receptor signaling pathway
Cellular component (GO): membrane
Molecular function (GO): G protein-coupled receptor activity; olfactory receptor activity
Source: RefSeq, a predicted model, not a curated record
AUGUCAGAUUCCAACACAUCUGACUUCCCUAACCCCUCCAUCUUCAUCCUACUUGGUAUUCCUGGCCUAGAGGCAGCCCAUAUCUGGAUCUCCAUCCCCUUCUGUGCUAUGUACGCCAUAGCCGUGUUGGGGAACUUCACCAUCCUGUUCAUUGUGAAGAGGGAGCCGAGCCUCCACACGCCCAUGUUCUAUUUCGUCUGCAUGCUGGCUGUCACCGACCUUCUCACGUCCACAUCCACAAUGCCCAAAAUGCUGAGCAUCUUCUGGUUCAAUUUCAGGGAGAUCAGUUUCAGUGCCUGCCUCACCCAGAUGUACUUCGUUCACUGCUUCUCAGGGAUGGAGUCUGGAAUCCUCGUGGCCAUGGCUUUGGAUCGUUACGUGGCCAUCUGCCAUCCUCUGAGACAUUCCUCAACCCUGACAAACUCUGUUGUGGUCAAGAUAGGCCUGGCCGUGGUGCUGCGCAGUUGCAUACUGUCAUUACCCUACCCCUUCCUGGUGAGGGGGUGGCCAUAUUGCAGAACCAACAUCAUCCCCCACACCUAUUGUCGGCAUAUAGCUGUGGUGAACCUGGCCUGCGCUGACAUCCGCAUCAGUAGUUACUAUGGCCUUUUUAAUCUUUUCUCUGUGAUGGGAAUGGAUGUGGUUUUUAUAGUUGUGUCCUAUACUCAGAUCCUCCGGGCCAUCUUCCGCCUCCCCACAAAGGAUGCUCAACUCAAAACUUUUGGGACCUGCAUCUCUCAUCUUUGUGCCAUCUUAGCUUUGUACAUCCCAGAUUUCUUCUCCUCUUUCAUGCAGAGGUUUGGCCAUAAUGUGCCCCAGCACUUCCUUGUUCUCUUUGCCAAUAUGUACCUGCUGGUGCCCCCCAUGCUACACCCCAUCAUUUAUGGGGUGAGGACCAAACAGAUUCGGGGCAGGUUGCUCCAGCUCUUUACUCAUAAAGAGAACUAA